AUGGCAGCAGGAGCAGUAGCUGGAACCUGGGUGCUGGUCUUCAGUCUGUGGGGGGCAGUAGUAGACAGUAAGAACAUCACAGCGCGGAUUGGAGAACCAUUGGUGCUGAACUGUAAAGGGGCCCCCAGGAAACCACCCCAGCAGCUGGAAUGGAAAUGGAACACAGGCAGAACAGAAGCUUGGAAGGUCCUUUCUGCCCAGGGAGACUCUUCGGAUAGUGUAGCUCGUAUCCUCCUCAACGGCUCCCUCCUCCUUCCUGCUGUUGGGAUCCAGGAUGAGGGGACUUUUCGCUGUCGAGCAAUGAGUCGGAGUGGCAAGGAGAUCAAGUCAAAUUACCGAGUCCAAGUCUACAAGAGUCCUGGGAAGCCAGAAAUUGUAGAUCCUGCCUCAGAAAUCAAAGCUGGUGUCCCCAGUAAGGUGGGGACCUGUGUGUCAUCAGGGAGCUACCCGGCAGGAACUCUUAGCUGGCACUUGGAUGGGAAGCCCCUGAUAGCUGAUGGAAAAGGAGUGUCCAUAAAGGAAGAGACCAAGAGACACCCUGAGACAGGGCUUUUCACAAUCCAGUCAGAGCUGAUGGUGACCCCAGCCCUGGGAGGAGCUCCCCACCCUACCUUCUCCUGUAGCUUCAGCCCUGUCCUGCCCCGGCGCCGAGCUGUGCAUGCAGCCCCUAUCCAGCCCAGUGUCCUGGCCCCAGAGGUCCAAUUAAUGGUCGAGCCAGAAGGUGGAGCAGUAGCCCCUGGUGGAACUGUGGCCCUGACCUGUAAAACUCCUGCCCAGCCCCUACCUGAGAUCCACUGGAUUAAGGAUGGCACGGUCCUGCCUCUGCCCUCCGGACCCAUGCUGCUCCUCCCGGAGGUAGGGCCCGAGGACCAGGGCACCUACAGCUGUGUGGCCACUUUUCCCGUUCAUGGAUCCCAGGAAAGUCCUGCUGUCAUCAUCAGCAUCACUGAAACAGGCGAGGAGGGACCAACUGCAGGUUCUGUGGGGGGAGCAGGGCUGGGAACCCUAGCCCUGAUCCUGGGAAUCCUGGGAGGCCUGGGGACAGCUGCUCUGGUCAUUGGGAUCAUUGUGUGGCAAAGGCGACGACGAGGAGAGGAGAGGUCCCAGAAAACCAGGAGGAAGAGGAGGAACGCGCAGAGCUAA
Molecule: messenger RNA, 1143 nt
Organism: Elephantulus edwardii (Cape elephant shrew)
Lineage: Eukaryota; Metazoa; Chordata; Mammalia; Macroscelidea; Macroscelididae
Gene: AGER
Product: advanced glycosylation end product-specific receptor
Exons: 11
Coding region: 1-1143 (380 amino acids)
Biological process (GO): regulation of p38MAPK cascade; regulation of inflammatory response
Cellular component (GO): plasma membrane
Molecular function (GO): signaling receptor activity
Source: RefSeq, a predicted model, not a curated record